Messenger RNA from Myxocyprinus asiaticus (Chinese sucker), 9896 nucleotides. RefSeq names its product F-box only protein 30-like. The record is from RefSeq and is a predicted model, not a curated record. The transcript is spliced from 2 exons. Lineage: Eukaryota; Metazoa; Chordata; Actinopteri; Cypriniformes; Catostomidae. Gene Ontology annotation, molecular function: ubiquitin protein ligase activity; protein binding; zinc ion binding. Bases 4234 to 6492 code for a protein of 752 amino acids.
CUGGCUGUUUUUAUUCUUCCAUUGUUAAAUUGACCAAAGUUAUCACCUCGUAGGUUAAUUUGGCGUGCAAGCGGUCCAUUAAAAAUGAGUUUGUUACGAAAUAAAAGAAGAAAUAUACUGUUGUUCAUUUAAAUGUUAAUGUAAUAGCUAUUGUUAAAUAUGCACAUCUGUCAUUUGAGCCUGUUUUGUUUGAGCCAGUAUAGACCUUUGUCAUGCCUGUUUAUUCACUUGUUUGAUUCAUGGCUUAUCGGUUAAUUCAAGUCAUUUUUAUUUGUAUAGCACCUUUCACAACACGCAUCGUUUCAAAGCAGCUUAACAGAAGAUCAGGCAUUAAUAGAAGAUAAAACUGUAAUAUCUAUAAAGUCUUAGAGUGAUCAUUGUGUAAUUUGAUAAAAUAUGAUUGUGAAUUGUUUAAAAAUAAGUCAUUAAAUAAUAAUUGUAUUUAUAACCCCAGUGAGCAAGCCGAAGGCGACUGUGGCAAGGAACACAAAACUCCAUAAAAUGUUGGUUAAUGCAGAAAAAUAACCUUGGGAGAAACCAGACUCACUGUGGGAGCCAGUUCCCCUCUGGCUAACAUCAUGAAUAUAAUGCCAAUAUUACUUAUGUAUAGUGCAAGUCAUGGUUUAAAAUUAUUAAACUAAGUAAGUUUUAUGGGUCAGUGUUUAAAACACAAUUUUGUAAGAACUGUAAGAUUAAUGACUAAUGUCUUUGAAGUCCAUCCUGGAUUAACUGCAGAAGUUUACAUAGAUGCAAUUGUAGUUGUUAGUUGGCUGAUGAAGGGUUUUGUUGGCAGUUAAAUGAUAGUCUAUGUAUUCCAUUUCAAGAGUGUAGUCCAUCAUUAGACCGAGGUGAUUUAGGCAGAGAUCAGUUAGGUGUAUCACAGUUCAACCUGGCUGGUAAUUUCGGUGAGGUCUAUACUAAGUCCAAGGUUUAGGCAAUGGCAUAUGAAGUAUCUCAUGUCUUAUGGUUGGAGUUGGCAUCAGUUCAUCCUCUGAAGUCCAUCGUAAUAGACUGAAGUGAUUUUCGGCUAGCACCGGCUGCUAUUAGUCAUCAUCACACAGCAACACGAAGCAUUGGAGUCCAACACCAAGCAGGAACAGAGCUGGAUCUGGCCGGUUCUGGUGACCUCAGGAUAGGAGUCCCGAGGUUGAGACAGGGAAACAAAUAAAAUAAUAUUAGCAUAGAUGCCAUUCAAUUUAUUUCAGAGUUAUAGAUCAUGCUCUCUGUUUCUGGUUCUGGCAGACCUAACUAAAGCAGACUAAUUGUGAAUUGAAGGAUAAAUUAGGUGUAUGCCUGGCUAAAUAGAUGAGUCUUUAGUCUAGACUAAGAGUGAGUGUGUCUGCAUCUCGAACAGUGUUAGGGAGACUGUUCCAUAGUUUAGGAGCCAAAUAUGAAAAGGAUCUACCUCCUUUUGUGGAUUUUGAUAUUCUAGGAACUAUUAACUGGCCAGAAUUUUGCGAUCGUAAUGAACGUGAUAGAAUAUAGCAUGGUAGAAGGUCACUUAAGUACUGCGGAGCUAGACCAUUCAAAGCUUUGUACGUAGUUAGCAGAAUUUUAAAAUUAAUACGAAAUUUAACAGGUAGCCAAUGUAACGAUGAUAAAAUGGGGCUAAUGUGAUCAUAUUUCUUGUUCUCAUCAGCACUCUGGCUGCUGCAUUUUGAACCACUUGAAGUUUAUUUAAUGAUCUUGCUGGACAUCCUCCCAGUAAUGCAUUACAAUAAUCAAAUCUUGAGGUCAUGAACGCAUGAAUUAGUUUUUCGGCAUCAGCAACAGAGAGCAUGUGUCGAAACUUAGCACUAUUUCUGAGGUGGAAGAAUGCUGUUCUACAGACAUUGGUAAUUUGAUUUUCAAAGGACAGAUUGGUAUCAAAUAUAACAACUGAGUUCUUCGCUGUUGGAGAUGAUGUAACAGUACAUCCAUCGAGAGUCAAAUUAUAUUUUAGCGGCUUAUUUUUUAGAGGUUUUUGGUCCAAUAAUUAGUACCUCUGUUUUGUCGGAAUUGAGUAGUAGGAAAUUUCUGGCCAUCAGAUCUUUUAUUUCAUUGAUACACUGCUGAUUUGGAGAAUUGUGAAAUCUCAUCAGGUUUUGAAGAAAUAUAAAGUUGGGUAUCGUCGGCAUAACAGUGGGAACUUAUUCCAUGAUUCCGGAUAAUAUCUCCCAGGGGAAGCAUAUACAAGGAGAAAAGCAAAGGCUAUAAAACUGAUCCCUGUGGCACUCCAUACUUUACUUUUGUUUGGUUUGACAAUUCCUCAUUUACAUAGACAAAGUGGUAGCGGUCUGCUAAAUAAGACCUAAACCAUGCUAAUGCAGCUCCACAAAUGCCAACAUAAUUCUCCAGCCUAUUCAAGGGAAUGUUGUGAUCUGUGGUGUUGAAUGCAGCACUAAGAUCUAAAAGCACUAGAAGUGAAAUGCAGCCGUGAUCAGAUGAUAAGAGCAAGUCAUUUGCAACUCUGAUAAGUGCAGUCUCUGUACUGUGUUGAGGCCUAAAUCCUGAUUGAAAUUGUUCAUAUAUACUAUUUCUCUGUAGAAAUGAACAUAUUUGGGAGUAUACUACCUUUUCUAGUAUUUUCGACAUAAACGGGAGAUUUGAAAUCAGUCUAUAAUUAGCCAGUUCUCCAGGAUCAAGUUGUGGCUUCUUAAUAAGCGGUUUGAUAACUGCCAUUUUAAAGUUUCUUGGGACAUGUCCUAAGGAUAGCGAGGAGUUAAUAAUAUUAAGAAGAGGUUCUGAGAUUACUGGGAAUACUUCUUUUAAGAGCUUGGUUGGUAUUGGAUCUAACAAACAUGUUGUGGCUUUUGAUGUUUCAACAAGUUUUGUUAGCUCUUCAUGACCUAUGACAGCGAAGGAUUAAAGUUGCACGUGAGGAAAAUUUUGAGACACUGUUUUAUGAGGUACUGUGACAGAUGAUUGCAUAAUUCCAACUUUAUUUCUGAUUACUUCAAUUUUAUCAUUAAAGAAAUUCAUGAAGUCAUUAUUAUUGUGCUGUGACAGAAUAUCUGGUUCAGUCGAUGCUUUAUUCCUAACAAAUUUAGCCACAGUACUGAACAAUCACCUAGGAUUGUUGUGAUUAUUUUCUGAGUUUGCUAAAAUAUGCCGACCUGGCAACUUUUAGUGCCUGUCUGUAGCUACAGACACUAUCCUUCCAUGCACCGCGAAAUACCUCUAAUUUUGUACUCUUCCACUUGCGCUCCAUUUUCCGAGCUGCUCUCUUGAGAGCAUGAGUGUGAUCAUUGUACCAUAGUGCAGGGUAAAGUUAUUAACCUGUUAAUCCUAGUGGUUAACCGGUUAAAAGAAUUUGCCAAAAUUUGCAUCCGUAGUCUGAACAGGUUUGUGGUCUGUUGUAAUUUUCAGCAGUUGCUUGUGCAACCAUGCCACAUUACUUUGGCAUUGCACAUGAGCACUGUACCAAACACCUGAGUGGUUCAAAACAUCAUCAAAUGUGUUUUGCAGUGUCUAGGUACACCUCUUUCAAAAGAAGCCAUCACAAGACACAUGGGAGUCCAACAUGCAGGCAUUGUACACAGACAUUUCACAAUGUUUACACCCAGCUGGUAUUUUGAGGUCUAUGUUGAAAGUCAACUUGAUCAUUUAAAGCUUACACCACAGUGUGACCCCCUCUCCCUAACCUACUCAAAUGGUUUGCAUUUAGGUCAUGCCGACUGGGUUCAACUGCACAUUUCUAGCCAAGCCCUAUCAUGAUGGAGAGAGAAGCUUCUUGAAUGACAGUGCAGUAUUUAGCCAAUAUGGAAGUGUUUCUUUUGAAUGAAAGCCAUGACUGAUUCAUGUAACAUACUGUUCAAAAACACAGGCUCGUGUUCCUUUUGAGUCUUCGAAGAACUGGUGGGGUGUGCAACCCUGUGACAGAAGGAGAGUUGUGAAAUGCAAUGCAAUGGUUUAGUGAUUUGGUAAACAUACUGCAAAAGGGCAGCGGGGUCUGAUUUACGUAUACCCUUUUAAGAGCCAGUGGGGACUUUCCAAAUGAGUAGUGGACUUAGUUGUUAAGCCGUGUGAUGUGUUGUAUCUAAAGGUGUCCCACAUGUUGGUCCAAAAUAAGAUUGUGAUAUUAACCUUGUGUGACCAGGCCUAUUUCAAAAUUAGAAUAAACUUUUCACUUUCACUGAAUGGCCAGACUUGAAUUAUGCAGUAGGGAUCAGGUCUAAUUUUUCUUUUUCUGUUCUUUCACAGAGUUUGGAAUACCCUAGCCUCUUUGAAUUAAGAAAGCCAUUAAUAUUUGCAAUGGAAGGCCUUCAUCUCCAUUGCCUGAACUGUGUGAACCAACGAUGUAUGAUAAGACCAGAGGCUAGCGUUUCUUGUGACCUCAUGGGUUGCCCUCUUGUGUGUGGGGCUGUUUUUCACUCAUGCAAACUGAAUGAACACCGUUUACUGUGCCUUUAUGAAAGAGUGCCAUGUCUGAACUGUGGAUUUGGAUGUCCAUUUACCAUUGCCAGGGUCAAAAUGGCACAGCACCUUGAAACGUGCCCAGCCAGCAUUGUGUGUUGCACUAUGGAAUGGAAUCGAUGGCCGGUAAGUUAUGCAGAUAGCAAGUCCUACGAGAACUUGAGUAAAGAUGUUUGUGACGUGGAGCAGCUUGACAUGGCUUUGGCCCUACAGGAUCAGCGUAUGUUACUGGAAUCUCUUAAAGUUGCAACCACUGUGUCAAAAAUUGUCAAAGAGCAAAAUCAGGAAAAUGAAAGGAUGAAUUCCAUCCCACAGGAGUCGGAUACAGAAAAUGAAUUGAUCAGAAUGGAUGAGGAACUGUACGGUCAACCAUACAUUGCUUCUGUUGAAAACAGUAGAGCUUUAGCAGAAACUUUGGACAUUCUCAGUAGUGCAAAGAAUAUGAACUUGAUUGUAGACAAUUGCAAUGGUGAGGAAGAGAAUGGAGCUUGCAACAAAUUCAGGAAUGGAGAUGGGGACCCUACGAAUGAUGGCAUGAAGGAAAGUGACACGGAUUCAGACUCUGAGUUGGGAGCUGUUGGUGGUGCUGACUGUCCUUUUCCUAUAGACCCUGAAGAAGAAGAUGAUUGGUUAGAAAACAGUGGAUAUGGUGAGUCUUCUGAGGAAGAAGAGGAAGUGAACGGUGGGAUAGAACUCAAAGGAUAUCAUGAUGAAGGGGAUGAAGACAACCAGGUCAAACUUAAAAGCGUUCUUCUGGAUCGAGCUGCAAGGAUAAAUGGUUCCUCCAAUGUUAGGCAAGUGUUGCCUUAUCAUUCCAUGCCUAUUGUAGCACGGGAGCCAGAAAUGGCCCCUUUGCCACAACUACCUCUCCCUUUGCCAAUCCCUUUGCCUAACCAGAUGCACAACAAUGUUCUGCACCAUAUGCCAUUUAGAAUUGAAGACCGAUGGUUGCAGCGCAAACUGGAGAACCUCCAGGUACUCAGGGGCAUGAGUUUCUUUACAAUCAAUGGGCGAAUGACUCUGUUUUCUGACCCCUAUUUAUUCAAAGCCAAGAUGGAGGAUAAGGCAGUGGACACAUCGGACCUUGUCGUGGCAGAUGAUCCAAUGGGCCUACAUGGCAUUGACCUCAUUACUGCUGCCUUGCUCUUCUGUUUGGGUGACUCGCCUGGGGGCAGGGGCAUCUCGGACAGCCGUUUUGUUGAUGGGUAUCGCAUCAACUUCGGUACGCAGACCUUCUCCCUCCCUUCUGCCAUACUAGCUACCAGCACCAUGGUAGGCGACAUUGCCUCAGCGUCUGCCUGUGAUCAUGCCAGUCCGCAACUAUCCAACCCAAGCCCAUUCCACACCCUGAGGUUAGACCUGGUUCUAGAGUGCGUGGCUCGCUAUCAAACCAAGCAACGCUCCAUGUUUACUUUUGUGUGUGGGCAGCUGUUUCGUAGGGAUGAGUUCUCCUCCCAUUUUAAGAACGUUCAUGGGGACAUCCAUGCAGGUCUGAAUGGAUGGAUGGAGCAAAGAUGCCCGUUGGCGUACUAUGGAUGCACAUACUCGCAAAGGAGGCUAUGCCCCUCAGUACAAGGCUUCAGAAUCAUCCAUGACAGACAUUUGGGCUCAUUUGGAGUGCAGCCUGGUCUAGCAGAGUGUUCAGAUGAACCACUCUCCAGAAACACCUGUCAGUUUGACUUCCACUGUGACCACCUUAGUGACAUGCCAUUUGAGUUACUCCAGCAUAUUGCAAGCUUCCUUGAUGGUUUUAGCCUGUGCCAACUGUCCAGAGUGUCUCGCACCAUGAGGGAUGUGUGUGCCAGUUUACUUCUGUCCCGUGGCAUGGUGGUCCUCCUCUGGGAGAAGACACAGCGUGCUGAUGGAACCUCAUCCUGGCAGAUACAAGACAAGGUGUGGCGAUUCAGUACAGCUUUUGGCACUGUGAAUGAAUGGAAGUUUGCGAACAUUUCCAGCAUGGCGGAUCACAUGAAGACAUGCAAGUUCAACACAGUAUUACGCAGGGAAGACGCUAUCCCUCUUCCAUGCAUGAGUUUCACGAGAGAACUUACUAAGGAGGGACGCUCACUUCGAUCAGUGCUGAAACCAGUGAUAUAGGCUGGAAUCAAGUGCAAACAGAAACUGCUCUUAUGUUUUCCAAAUUGACAGAAGAGGAUUAUGCUUCAUUUUAUUAUAUAACAUGCCUUAUUUGUUUAAAUAAACUGUUUUUAUAGCAAAGUAAAAUAAACCUGAAGCCUCAGCUUAAAUCUCUUCCAAAAGUGUUUUUUCUAAUAAACAUUAUCUACCUGUUUGAUAUAUAGACGAUGGUUAUACUGUCUGCAAAUUUUGAUACAAUAUUUGGAAACGUUUUUUUUUUUUUUCAUUGCUUUUGAUGAGAUAUGUAGCCUCAAACUAGAAACAAUGGUUAAAUGGUGAUGACCAAAAACGAAAUAAUCGUCUACAUUUUGUAAUGCAGAAGUUAUCAAAUAAUCAGUGGUUCUUAACUGGUUUUUCUUCCGGACCCAGAGAUAAUCAAGUGGAAACACAACACAGUACCAGACGUAAUCCAUAUUUAAUAUUGUCUGGUCAUGUUUUCUUUUACCUUGCAUAAUUUGAAUGGUUUUUUAGGAUGGUGUCAUGUCAAGCAACCUGUCAAUUUUAGCAUGUAAUGUGACUAGCUUCUACCAGGCUGAAUUUGCACCACAAUACCAUUGAGUUUGAUCGGACGUUCAACAACAAAAGGUAUUGGAAGUAUUUUCUCCUCCCUCUCAAAAGUUGAUAAGCCUAUUUAUUUUGCAAACCUUAACUGUCUGUUAUGGUAUAAUUAGUUGUAUUGUAUUAUUUGCAUUUAGUUUUUUUUUUUUUUGCUGAUGUCUGUGGCACUAUCAGAACAUAUCUGCAACCCAUGUUGAGGUCACGGCCCAGUUGAGAAACAAUGAUUUCUGUCUCCUACAUUUAAAAAUCUACAAAUUAGUCUUUUUUUUCCGUUUUUACCACUCAGCUGGAAAUAACAUAUAGCAGCUAAUUUUUUGGAGAAGCAUUUAUGCCUUUCAGUUUUACCUAUAUACGACUUAGUACUUGAUACUCUCACACACAGCACUUCUACUAGUCAUCUUCUGUCUUUUGAAAAGUAAACAAACAUUGAUUAUGUUGUCCAACUUGUUGAAUUCCCUGGCAAAAUGUCCUCCUUUUUAAUGUACUGUAUCACUGUCAAUGGUAUGUGCUGACUGACAAACUUCUUUCUCGUUACAAUCUUUGUGAUUUUUGAGUCACUGUUCCAAAACCUGCAAGACGGGCACAAGAUUGCAGUUGUAGCCUGUUAGGAUUUCUGUGGUUGUACACAGUGCAUCUGCAAAUAUACUUCACUGUAUGUCAGGGGGUUGAUGUGAAACAAGUUUGUGAGAAAGAAACUUGAAACGAACUUGUACUUGAUUUUUUUGAACAUUACUUAAGACAAGCCAGUGUUUACAGUUUCUAAAGAGUUCAGUUUUACCUUAUCUUUUCAGGUGUACAGUUACAAUGUUUCAUUAUGAUUUUAUUCUAAAAUAUUUUCAUUUGGAGAGGAAAUAAUUAUCCAUACCUUGCAGGUUAGGUUGAGAUGUUGAGAUGACGCUGUAAAAUAAUGAUCUGAAUUACAUGCUUUACAUUCUACAGAGAGCUUUUAACAAAUUUUAAAUGUGACACUCCUGAUAUUUGUGUUUAGUUAUUAAAAUAGAACAAUAUUCUGAAACAUUAGAAUUCCUGAAUAUUCUCCUAACAUCUUUAAACUUUGAAGAGUCAUAUAAUGUUGAUUGUUAAGACUCUACAAGUCGAUGUGCACCGAUGUCUUUGUUGAAGUGAUUUAUGUUUCUCUAAAGGAACAAAAUGCAUUUAUAUGAUGUGAAAACACAGUGUGGGAGCCAUUUUUGAAGAACAUAAAUUCAUACUGUUCACAAUUAAUAUUACUAUAUUGUUUUCCUGACAUUAUAUAGGCCCUAUAUACAUGUAUGAGGGGACCUAGGUAUUUAAAUCAGAGCCUAAGUGGUUGAUACCAAAUUGCAUUGUUUUUGUUACAUGUUUGGAUAAUGUUGGUUUAUUUACUAUAUUGUUUGCAUUGCACUUUUAUUUUGAAAAUAAGCAUACAUUUAAUUUAAUGUCAUCUCCACUUGCUCUGAAUAAGAAUCAUGCUUUGGGAAUUUAAAACCCCUUAUAGUUAUAAUGUUGUGAUAUUUGUUGUUUCAUAUGACCUCAUGCAUGCUAGUGCUCAAAAUGCUCUUUUUCUAUUGUAAAUAAUCAAAAUGUUUGAUGUUGUAAACCAACCUAAACAGUUUUUUUCUUUCGUGUGUAUCAUCUUAUCAUCAUUUGCAUUUUGUUAAUAUUGUUUUAAAAAAUUCUAAAGAAAUCCAAUCACUGGUGUGAUGCUUGAUUAAUCACAAGAUAGGCAGCCUGCCUAGUUUCAGAUAUUUAAAAUAUCAUUAUGCAAAGCUAAAAGAAAUGAAAUUGCCUGAAUAUGAAACCAAACUCUUAAACGUUGUUUAACCCCUGUUACACUAAUUGUUUUAUUUAAUUUUUUUUACUGUUUGAUUAUUAAAUAUAAUUAGUAAUUAAUCAAAAUGUAUUGCUUAUGUGUAUGAUGAUGUGGUUCUGGUUUUGCACUUUGUAUUUUUAAAAUUAAAGUAGUUUUUGCCACCAGGUGGUGGUGUUGCAAUGUUAAAAAAAUAAAAACACUGAUAUGAGAAGAUUUACAUCUAAUUUUCAGCCUUUACCACAAUUUGAUUUGGCCUCUGCACCAAAAUAUACACACAGCAGGUGAAAACUAUAAUAAAUGUCUCAAACAAACUCAAUGCAGAGGGGCUCAUCUGUUUCAAAAACUCUAAUAGAAAUUGCUCCUACAGCAGAGUUCUCAGGAGGGGUGUAGACAAACAGGGAAUAUGUCCUGAGCCCAAAAUAGCAAGAAACAUGUUUCUAUAGUCUAAACUAAGAAGCAAAGCAUUGUGGUUUGUAUUCACCUGAACAUAUCUGAAUCUAUCCAGCCAUCCAUCCGUCUGUCUAUCUAUCUAUCUAUCACUGGAAAGUGCAUCUGUUUCAGAACAGUAUCCGUAUAUUUAUCUAAUUAUUAACAUGUGAUAACAAAAUCAAGGAAAGUCUCAGUGUAUUUAAUUAUAAUACAGCUUUUCCCAGUCAAAUCAGCAAAGUUUGACGUUGGCAGUGGCAAAGAGGUACAAACAUUCACAACAUGAACAACAGCAAACAAGUGAAUUAACACUGUGAUCACAUUUUGUUUUGACGCCGGCAUACACUAAAUGCAUAGAAUUAUCUAGUGUCACAUUUCAAAUGCACAGAACAAACAAUUGUCCGGUUUCUGUCAUCUUAUUAUGGCUAAGAGUACGACAUAUGGAGGCAUCCUUUAAAUAUCUCACAGACUACUAAUAGAUUCGGAGAAAAGACACUCUGCUUAAAUGUUUCUUUUUUAAUUUCUUGACCUGGAUGGAAUAACACAUUGGAAGAAAUAAAUAAAAAUAAAAACUGCAAGAAAAAAAAAA